AUGAAUUAACAGCGUCGACUUUCUCCAGCUCCACAAAGUCCUAUCCAACGUAAUACGAUAAUCUCAUGUAUGAGUCAUUCUUAAAUUAGAACAUUCUAAUCGAUUUCAAUUCCUCUAAGUGACUCCAUCCACACAUCCUGUUUAAUAUGUCCAAUUGUAGAAUUGUAAGAAUCCUCCAUUUAAAUUUAGACAAUGAACCAAGAUAAAUCUCUAGAGAAAGAGAGAGCAAUCAAAUUCCCUAUUAAUAAGUUUGUCCAAAGGGAUUUUAGAGUCUGAGAUUAAUGAGUCAGCCUGAUGGUAAUUCGAGUAAGUCACCAGUAGCCCCAGUCAUGUAAUCUUCACCAAAUAUCAGACCUAAUUAAAACUCAAAUUCUCUACAAUAAUAUAUAGAUAAUGCUCUCAGAACCUAAAGAGAGGAAAUGCUAAAAUUAUUCGAAUAACAAAAUAAAUAGAUCGAUUAUAUGCAUCAAUAAUAGCAACUCAUCAUCUAAUAAUAAUAGUUGUAAUAAGAAAAGAAGAAAGAGCCUCUUAAUUUUGAGUCAUAACUCAAUCAAGUGAAGGAGCAACUCAAUUUUUAGAUUACUUAAACUUGUAGAGAAAUGAUCCAUAAAAUACAGAAACAAGAACAAACUGACUUCAAGGCUUUGCAAGUGCAAAUAGAGAAGUUGAAAUCUCAACUCUAUCAAAUUAACUUAUCAACUAGCAAACAGUCUGAUAGAUUGCAAUAAUCAUAUAGGGGCAAAGAGAAUGAAGCAGAAGAAUAUUAAUAUAAAAAACACAUGCCUUAACGAAAUUCCUUAGAUAAUUAUGAUUAAUAUAUCAAGAAAUACGAGUAGUUCAAUAAAUAGGUUAAUGAUUAUUUAAUUAAUCGAAAAAUACCUGAUCAUUUGAGUUCAAUACUCAAUUCCAGCAAGGAUUCGAAUAGUGAAAUUCAUGAAGUCGAAUAUAUCUCAUCAGAUUAUCCCCUUACUGAUAUCACAAACACCCAUAAUAUCAAAUAAAAUAAAUCAUAUUAAUCCCAACCCUUGUAACAAAUUGCAUAACCAUCCCUCACUUAAUAAUUCAUGACUCAAAAGACCACAACUUAAUCCAAUAACUAACCUAAUGAAGAUUCCCCUAUCAAAGCAUUGAAUGAAUAAAUGAUGAUUGAUAGUUUGGAUAACAUCAAUGUGCAUGAUCCAAAUAAUUUAUAAAUUACCAAAGAAGAAUUCGAUCAAUUAAAAUGUACAACUUUAAAAAUAAUAUAUUAGCUUAAAGAAUGUCAACCAUACAUGAAAACGAUGACGAAGAUGAGGAAUUAAUGUAUUAAGUUGAUGAAAACGGAUUCAUUCUGAGUUAAGAUGGACAUCCUUUGAUUGAUGAUACAGGAAAACGGAUAUAACUAACUAAAUAAGAGCUUCAAUUCUAUAAAAACAAAAUUAAUAGUUGAUAUAAUAUAUAUAUAUAAGGC
Molecule: messenger RNA, 1450 nt
Organism: Paramecium octaurelia
Lineage: Eukaryota; Ciliophora; Oligohymenophorea; Peniculida; Parameciidae
Source: the annotation of a GenBank genome assembly